Molecule: messenger RNA, 942 nt
Organism: Carica papaya (papaya)
Lineage: Eukaryota; Viridiplantae; Streptophyta; Magnoliopsida; Brassicales; Caricaceae
Product: protein SOMBRERO-like
Biological process (GO): regulation of DNA-templated transcription
Molecular function (GO): DNA binding
Source: RefSeq, a predicted model, not a curated record
AUGGGAGGAAACGGGCAGCUUUCAGUCCCUCCAGGAUUCCGAUUCCAUCCCACCGAUGAAGAGCUCCUCUAUUAUUACCUCAUGAAGAAGGUCUCUUAUGAACCCAUUGACCUUGAUGUUAUCAGAGAGAUCGACCUCAACAAACUCGAGCCUUGGGACCUCAAAGAAAAAUGCAGAAUAGGAACAGGACCUCAGAACGAGUGGUACUUUUUCAGCCACAAGGACAAGAAGUAUCCAACCGGAACUCGAACAAAUCGAGCAACCACAGCUGGUUUUUGGAAAGCAACAGGGAGAGAUAAGCCCAUCCAUCUCCCCAACUCUAAGAGGAUUGGCAUGAGGAAAACCCUUGUCUUCUACACAGGUCGUGCUCCUCAUGGCCAGAAGACCGAUUGGAUCAUGCACGAAUAUCGCUUGGACGAUCAUGCCAACUCCCAACUUCAGGAAGAUGGGUGGGUGGUAUGCAGGGUGUUCAAGAAAAAGAAUCUCAGCAGAGCUAAUUUCCAAGUAGAAGAAGAAGAACAUUUGAGUUGUGAGAUUACCAAGCAUGGUGCCAUCAAUUCCUAUUCUGCUAUGGAGCCAAGACAAAGCCAUAAAUUAGACAAUUAUAAUUUUGAUCUUCCACAGUUGUUCAGUCCAGAAUCAGCUGUCCCUCCCCCAUCAUUUGUAUCGCCUGCAACGAUGUCUCUUAACACCAUGGAUAUUGAAUGCUCCCACAACUUGUUGAGGUUGACAUCAACCGGCUCCUCCAGUCUCAUGCCACAACACGGUGGUGAUUGGUCGUUUCUCGACAAACUUCUUGCAUCUUCUUCUUCUUCUUCGCAUCACAGUCACCAUUUGGACACCAAAUCUCAACUUGUUGAUUUGCCCACUUCUUCUACAUCUGAAUUCCCAUUUCAAUACCUUGUCAAUCAACCUGAUUUUUUCAAAUUUAUUCCCAAGUAG